Cuculus canorus (common cuckoo) is the source of this 4997-nucleotide messenger RNA. Its product is annotated as galactosylgalactosylxylosylprotein 3-beta-glucuronosyltransferase 1. Gene Ontology annotation, molecular function: galactosylgalactosylxylosylprotein 3-beta-glucuronosyltransferase activity. The record is from RefSeq and is a predicted model, not a curated record. Gene Ontology annotation, cellular component: Golgi membrane. The coding region runs from base 424 to 1458 and encodes 344 amino acids. The transcript has 6 exons. Gene Ontology annotation, biological process: carbohydrate metabolic process; chondroitin sulfate proteoglycan biosynthetic process. NCBI's taxonomy places the organism in Eukaryota, Metazoa, Chordata, Aves, Cuculiformes, Cuculidae.
CCUUGGAGGGAGAGCUGCCCGCGCCGCGGCGCUGCCCGGCCCCGCUCGCCAUUCAUUCAUUCAUUCAUUCUUUCAUUCAUCCUGCCUCCGUCUCUCCCCACGCCCCGGCCCGGGUCCCCUUUUCUCGCCCCUUCCCCUCUUAAGGUGGCCCCGUGGGAGGCGGCAGCGGGCGGCCGCGGCGCUCCCCCACCCCCGGCGCGGGGGGGCCUUAAAUCGGCUCCGCGCCGCGCGUAACCCGCACCGCUGGCGGCGUCCGAAGGCGGGCGCUGCCACCCGCGGGUCCCAGCCCGGUCCCGGCGCUGGCACGGAGGACACGCCGCCUCCGCCCGGCGAUGCUCCUCCGGCAGCUCCCGGCAGCUCCGCCGUGACCGGCGCAUCCCGCCAGGGUAGAGAGAUGCCUGGGCAUUGGAAGCUCUCUGCAGCAUGCUGAGGAGACGUAACCUUCUUACCACGCUCCUGAUCGCCUUGCCAUGGGCUCUCCUCCUAACCUUGUGGCACCAGUACCCAACCACCCGCUACCUCAGCCUUAUAAGAAAAGAGACAGAUGAGAAUGUGACCUCUAAAGCUCUCCUCAAUGGUACAUCUGCACUGAGAGAAGAAGGCCUCCCAUCAUGCAUUCGGCAGCAGCAAAGCAUAGGGGCAACGCCUAAGGUCAUCCAGAAUUAUGUGUACUCCAGGCCUCCCCCGUGGUCAGACACCCUGCCAACCAUCUUCGUUAUCACCCCUACCUACACCCGGCCCGUGCAAAAAGCUGAGCUAACCCGUCUGGCCAACACCUUCCUACAUGUACAGAACCUACACUGGGUGGUGGUGGAGGACUCACCACGGAGGACCAACCUGGUAUCCAACCUGCUGGAGAAGGCAGGGCUCAACUUCACUCACCUCAAUGUGGAGACACCCAAGAGUCUGAAGGUGGGGCUGUCCUGGAUCCCAUCGCACACCCCAAGGGGGACACUACAGAGGAACCUGGGGCUACACUGGCUGAGGAACAGCUUCAGCAACACCCCGCCACCGGAAGGGGUAGUGUAUUUUGCUGAUGAUGACAACACCUACAGCCUGGAGCUCUUCGAAGAGAUGCGCUACACAAGGAGGGUGUCAGUCUGGCCAGUGGCUUUCGUUGGGGGACUGCGGUAUGAAUCCCCCAAAGUGAGCCCAGCAGGGAAGGUGGUAGGCUGGAAAACCGUCUUUGACCCUAACCGGCCCUUUGCUAUUGACAUGGCUGGAUUUGCUAUCAGUAUCAAGCUGAUCUUGGAGAAGCCUCAUGCCAGUUUCAAGCUGGAAGGAGUUAAAGGAGGCUACCAGGAAACCAGUCUGCUGAAGGAUCUAGUGACUAUGGAUGGGCUGGAGCCCAAAGCAGCCAACUGCACAAAGGUGUUGGUCUGGCACACAAGAACUGAGAGACCCACUCUGGUUAAUGAAGGCAAGCGUGGAUUUACAGACCCCAGAGUAGAGGUGUAAGCAGAGAGCCAGCUCCAGGGUAGGCAGCGGGCAGUGAUCGUUCCUGAAAUUUGUCAGCAACCACAGCAGCUGCGCGCACUGCCUGUUCUGCCCAGCCCUCUGCUCCACCACUGGAGGAUGAUAAACACCCCCAAAUGUAGCCACGCCAAUCAGCUUCCACUGCCCAAAAGUGGGGACAGAGCUGAUGUGGUGCCUCGUGAUCCUACAGCUCUUCACCUUUGACUUCAUGCCCUGGCUCCCAUUCCCCACCUGGAAGAGGGGUUCUUCCCUUCCCCUGUGGGUUCUGUGUUUUCAACCAUUUGUUAAAAUUUAUUAGAUUCAAUAUCCAUUCUUGGCUGUACCACAGCUGAAAUCUAGGAUGAGUGCGAGUGCCUCUGAAGACCCCUCCUGGCAUAUCAUCAAACCUGAGCUUCAGUACAGCAGCUACAGCAGUGGUUCAAGGACAGCAGCUGUCACAAAAGCACAAACAUGAACCUGUCAGCUGGAGACUCUCAAUACAGCUUAAAAACAAAGCUAGCUUGAGAGAGGCUCUCCCUCUGAAGGAUGCACUCAGACACCUACGUAAAUCAGCCUUCGAUGCUGGGGAGGGAGCUGUUCUGAAGCCUCAUUUGGGGUUUGGGAGUUCAGAAGGGAUCUGAUGCCUAAGCCUCAGCUGAGAACUUGAACUGCCUUCACUUCAGGUUGUUUUGGAAACGCUAUCCCAGAACCCCAGACCCAGAGCCCUCUGGAUAAAGUUCCUCUCCCGCUCAGGGAGAUCCGGCAGGUACUGUACCUCAAAGGUGAUGCCUCCAUGUUUCACUGCAGAGAUUAGAAAUAUGUGUGGGCAAAUAUGGGUGAACUUGAGAGUGUUGUUCCUAGCGUGGAACCCUGCUGCAGCACCAUAAGGCACUUCAGCAGCCUCAAAUCACACACACAGACUUGUUUUCUAGACCUUCGGAGAGGAAAACACCUCUCUGAGAUGGAGGUGGGUGAAAAGUGCUCAGAGAAGAGGAAUCCUCAGCCUGCGCUCAUCUCCGGUGAGAAUGUCGAGGAGUGUGGAGAGACAUCAUCAGGAAACAUAUCUUGAGCACAUAGAUGACAACUGAAAUAGCAAAUAUGACAAGGUUUUCCACUUGAACUUCGAAAGACAUGUGUGGUGCUGUGAAGAGAGAGGAGGCUGUCAUAUGGAAAGGUUUCCCUUUCCCUCAAUAAAACAGGAAGACCGCCAGGUGGAAGGCUCACAAAGGAGGAGGUGGCAAAUGAGGACCAAAGGAAGGAUGCACUGGAUUAAAAGCACAAGUGUUGGUACCAUGUGUGUGGGGGGGGGGAGUGGUGUCACUGUGACUUUUCUAGGAAGAUUCCUUGAAUGACCCAGAUACCCCUCUGAGCGCAUCUUGAAGACCAUCUUCACUUAGGCCAUAAGAAACAAGGCUUUGGGCAUUCGAAACACAUAGAGGAUUUCACAGCUGGGGGAAAGUUAUGAGCAAUCUCCCACCUAAGAAAUCCUGGACUGGCAGGAGACUUAUUUAUUUGUUGAUUUAUUUAUACUAGAAUUAUUCUCUGCCUAUUCCUUGUUUAGCUUUGGUUUUUAUCUUCAGUCACCUGACAUGUUCAUGAAGAAAGAAUAUUUCCCCCUAGACUCUCACAGAAGAACAGUAGAGCUUGGCGUUCACCGAUGAAUGUCAUAUGUUCUGCACUCCCUGGGGUUUCUUUCCAAUGAUAUCUUAAACUGGCAAAAUAAUCAGAAACACAGCAAGGAGGGGAGUACAGCAAAGGGAAUUACAGUUCCUUUAUGCUAGAGACGUGGGUGGCACUAACUUUCUGGCUCCUGAGCAAUCAUAGCGAGGUAAAAACAUGUGAAAAGGAGUGCCACACUCAGCAGAUAGUCUCCACAGGGUCUUGGGAAGCCUCUGUGAAAGGGGGUCUUUAAAGGGUAUCUGAGAGAGGGAUUUAGUCCAACGAGCAGCCACGCAACCUGCUAUAAGAAAGGGGCUAAACUACAGGAGGAGGCAAAGGGGAUGAGAUGCCUCCUACCAGAGAGGGAGGCAGGAAAAAGCAAAGAAUAGGCAGCAAAUAGAAAAAUGGAUUUUGCCUUUAGUGAGGCUUAGGACAGGGUCUUUCUGGAGGAACACACCCAUCAAUACAAGGCCAGCCCUGCCACCCAUCUCAGCAUGAAGUAAUACUGAAUGGUCCAUAAAAACAGUUUCUUUUGGGGGUCCUAGAAGGGUCCAUACAGAGCAUGGGUCUGGCAUACUGGCAGUGGAUGGCAUGAAGGAAGGCCAGCAUCAACAAAACACUUUUCAUUCUCUGUUUGUCAGAGCUUUGUGUCCUGUCCUCUGCAGGAGGUAACAGGCCUUGCACUCCAGUGGACUUUGCCAAUGCAUCCCUGCCACCAGGCAGGUGAGCUUUGUGCUUCUACCCAGCAUUAAACCAAGAUUAAGUCCCCUUUGUGGUUUCAAUGAAUAAGCAAGAGUGAGUGAACAAAGGAUUUAUGAUCCUCUGUUUUCCCUUCCGAGAUGGGCAGGGUUUCUGCCCGUAUGAACAGGAAGGGACGUGGUGAUUAACUUCCUGGCUGUCAGUCUCACACAGGUCUGACAUAGGGUUUGGGUACUGAUGGUGUGUGACUAGCAAAGGUCUGUUCCUAUUGCAAAGGAUACCCACAUACACGUUUUUACAGAGUUGUUCUCUCUGCAUUCCUAGAAUAAAGCAAAUUAUUCCCGUUUUUCUCACUAGGGACCCGGAUUUCAGGGAUAUGUGCUGAAUUGUCAGUUAAGUGCAGGUCAGAGCCUCCUCUCAUGGCCAGCCCUGCUGCACCACCUCCAUUCUUGCCCCAGCCUGGCCCUGUGGAGGAAGAGUUUCUGUGAAUGAAGAAAUUCUGUCAGUCACUAAAUUGUGCAGGAUUGAGAUCUUUUGUUGACAGUGUGGAUGUACACAGCUGAUGUUCCAGGCUAGCAGACAUUUGGACCUGCUCAGCACAAAUACUCCUUUCCCUGUAGAGCAGCCUAAGGACAGCAAGGACUGCUGCUGGCCAAGGUCUAUCAGCGAAGAGUAAGUGAAUAACAGACACCACAAGUUAAGGUAGCAGAGCUGGGUGGGAGAGCCCAGGAGUGGAACAACAGUCAGAGUUAUAGGCAUUAGGGAAAUCGAAUGCAGUGAAUUAAUAAGGAGGGAAGCUGCAGAUCAAGCCUGAAGUGUUUAAAGAAGAGAAGGCAUCCCAGCGCCUGGUUUUUACUAGCAUAUUAGUAUCUGAUAUUCAUGCUCUCUUGAGAUUCAUCCAAUUAACCAACCAAUGAAUAUUACUAACAUUUCUUGUUGCAGAAAAUACUACUGAUGAAGAAAAGAGAAUGUCAAGAAAGUAAUUUUUAAUGGUUAUUUAUUUAUAUUGAAUGGUACUAGAGCGUUAUUAAAUAUGAAGUGAAUAGUACAAUAUUGCACCAUUGUCUUGCCUUGCAGUGUGUUUACUUCUUUUCCAAGAAAGCACAGUGGAUUCUGUAUCAGUUUUAAUUGAUCUCAUUUCAAGGGUACUCCCUUCAGUCUUUAUCUGACCUCUAUGCCACAAG